AUGUCUGCUUUCACAAACAACUUAAACAAUGCUACUGGUCUCAACAACCAACAACAACCUGGUCAAUUAAACGAUCAAGGUCUUAACAACGGACGUGGUGGUGUCUCCGAUGGUCUUCAUAACUCUACUGGUCUCCAUAACCAGCACGGUGUCUCUGAUGGUCUUCACAACUCUACCGGUCUUCACAACCAACCCGCCGCUGGUCAAUUAAAUGAAAAUCACGGUAUCGCUGCUUCCGGUCUCCAAGGCAACAACUUAAACUAUACUGGUGCUCCCAUCUCUAACGUAAACAAGGUGGAUCAACAAAAUACCCAUGGCCUUACUGGUAACCAUCAUGACGGUCUUAACGGACAUCACGGCGGUGUUGCUGGUGCUCUUGGUGCUCAUGAACAAAAUAAGCAUACUGGUACCAACGGUAUCUCCAAUGAUCCUCUUCAUCAUGGUACUGGUACCAAUGGCAUCACAAACAAGCCCCUUCCUGAUCACCCCAACAACAAGACCGGUGUCCCUCUUUCUGGUGGUGCUUUAGGUGCUGGUGCUGCUGCUCUUGGUGCUCAUGAACACAACAAGCAUCAUGAUAACGGUCUCGGUCAUAACAACAACAACACUGGUUUAGGACAUAACAACAAUGGUCUUGGCCACAAUGAAGGUCUUGGUCAUAACAACAACAACACCGGUUUAGGUCAUAACAACAACAACAAUGGUCUUGGCCAUAACAACCAUACUGGUACCGCAUUCGCUGGAACUGCUGCUUCUCUUGGUUCCACUGCUCAACCUCAAACCCAUACUCGUGUCGGUGAUAACUUGGCUCACACUGGUCAAGCCCAUACUCAUGGUGGUAUUGACGAUCUUGCCUCUUCUCGUAGCCAUACCAACGAUCAUCGUCAUCCUGGUGUUGCUACUGGUGCUGCCGGUGCUGGUGCUGCUGCCCUCGGUGCUCAUGAACAUAACAAGCAUCAUGAUAACGGUCUUGGUCACAACAACCAUAAGAACAUUGACGGUCUUCCUCUCAGCCAUGAACACAAUGCUAGUGGUCUCCACAACUCUGCCAACAACUCUGGUCUUGGUCAUAACAACGCUGGUCUCGGUCAUAACAACAACACUGGACUUGGUCAUAAUGAUGGUCUUCACAAGGAUCACCAUACUGGUGCCGCUGCUGGUGCUGCCGGUGCUGGCGCUGCUGCUCUUGGUGCCCAUGAACAUAACAAGCAUAACACUGGUUUGAACAACUCUGGUGUUAACUCUGGUGUCAACAACGGCUUGAACAACACUGGUCUUGGUCACAACAACAAUGGUCUCGGUCACAACAACAAUGGUCUUGGUCAUAACAACAACGGUCUUGGUCAUAACAACAACACUGGUCUUGGUCAUAACGAUGGUCUUCACAAGGAUCACCAUACUGGUGCCGCUGCUGGUGCUGCCGGUGCUGGUGCUGCUGCUCUUGGCGCCCAUGAACAUAACAAGCAUAACAACGGUUUGAACAACACUGGUGUCAACGACCAUGGUCUUCACAGCAAUGGUAUUAACAACUCUGGUGUUAACUCUGGUGUCAAUGAUCAUGGCCUCCAUAGCAACGGUGUUCGUAACGACGGUCUCCACAAGGAUCAUCAUACUGGAGCUGCUACUGGUGCUGCUGGUGCUGGUGCUGCCGCUCUCGGUGCUCAUGAACACAACAAGCAUACUGAUCCCAACACCACUCAUGCCGGUGGCGCUGCCAAUGCACUCAAGGGCGAUCAUGGUUAUGCCAACCACAACAAGACCACUGGUACCCACACUGCCGCUGGUGUUAACUCUGAAGAGCCUGGUGUUCAUGAUUCCAGAGGUGUUCGUCAUGCUGGUGUCCCUCUUCAUGAAGGUCUUGCUCCUGUUCAAAAGAACUCUCCUCAUCAGCAAGGUGGCGUUGAAGGUGAACAUGAUCUCAGUGGUUCUCCUGGUAAGGUCAAGGCUGGUGAUAAGAUCAAGGGUAACCUUGAAAAGAUCGUCGGUAAGGUGACUGGUAAUGAAGCUAAGGUUAUUGAAGGUGACAUGAAGGCUCAUGGUCAACUUAACAAUGCCAUCUAA
Molecule: messenger RNA, 2061 nt
Organism: Mucor mucedo
Lineage: Eukaryota; Fungi; Mucoromycota; Mucoromycetes; Mucorales; Mucoraceae
Exons: 1
Coding region: 1-2061 (686 amino acids)
Source: RefSeq, a predicted model, not a curated record